GGAGAACAAACACACCGGAUAACAGAGCUUUUACAGCGGCCAGGAUCACGACCUGCAGCCCGGCAGCCCGGAGGAGCCUCAUUUACACAGCUUUAACCUCCAGUCUCUGUUUCAGACUCUGCACUCUUACCUUUGGGACGAAAUGGAGGAGCAUUUCGAUGAGAGGGACAAAGCUGAGCGGAAAGGCCGUGGCAGUUCGCGGGCUAACGGGCUGCCCAGUCCCACCCACAGUGCCCACUGCAGCCUGUACCGCACACGGACCCUCAGGGCUCUUAGCUCGGAGAAGAGGGCCAAGAAGGUGCGGUUCUAUCGUAAUGGAGACCGCUACUUCCAUGGCAUCGUGUAUGCAGUGUCCUCUGACAGGUUCAGGUCAUUCGAUGCCCUGCUGGCCGACCUCACGCGUAUGCUGGCCGACAACGUGAACCUGCCUCAAGGGGUCCGGACCAUCUACACCAUAGAUGGUGCCAAAAAGAUCACCAGCAUCGAGCAGCUGGUUGAGGGAGAGAGUUAUGUGUGUGGGUCUAUUGAGGCCUUUAAAACGCUUAACUACACCAAGAACAUCAACCCCAACUGGUCUGUGAAUGUGAAGGCCUCUGCGACCUCCAGGUGUCCUCCAUCACUGUCCAGCUCUAAAACAGGGCCAAAUGAAGCUAAAGAGAUCAAAGACUUCAUCAGGCCCAAACUGGUCACCAUCGUACGCAGCGGGGUGAAGCCGCGCAAAGCCGUGCGCAUCCUGCUCAACAAGAAGACGGCGCACUCGUUCGAACAGGUCCUUACCGACAUCACGGACGCCAUAAAGCUCGACUCUGGAGUUGUCAAGAGGAUUUACACUCUGGAAGGAAAGCAGAUCACAUGUCUUCAGGACUUCUUUGGCGACGAGGACAUCUUCAUUGCGUGUGGACCUGAAAAGUUCCGCUACCAGGACGACUUCCUGCUGGACGAGAGCGAAUGCAGGCUGAUGAAAUCAUCCCCCUAUGGAAAAACUCUAUUAAGCAGAGGAUCUCCCAGGAGCGUGGUGCUGGCCAGGCACAGCAAGUCUCCCUCUGGAUCAGUGAACGGGACUCCAGCAAGCCAGCUGUCCACUCCUCACUCCAUGAAGUCACCAAGCCCCUCCCCUCCCAGUCCAGGGAGUCUCAAAAAGCUCAAGGAAAAGGACAAGGCAGGCACUGAAAACACUGCCUAACCCUCUCCCCCACACACUCGUUCAGAGGGGAGCUAGCAUUGAGGAAGACCCACUGAAUUACCCCACAAUCUUUAGUAUGUGGGAUUGGUGCAACUCUCCUUUGAAUGUGGUCUUGUGCUCUCUUGCUCAUUUGGCCAUCAGUGCCAUGUGUUGAAAACCCAGUAGAUUUGUCCUUGGAGAAUGAACUCUGCCUUUUCUAAAGAUGAUGUUGACGUGCAGACUGUGUCAAUCAUGUUAAAGCUUAAAAAAGGCUAUUGAAUGAGCAUGCAACUCAACAGGAGUUAUACAGUUCUAUACAGGCAUAUAGCCACAUCAAGGUGUUCUAUUCCUGCUGUAUUUGCCGUUGAGCGGAAAGUGAGGGUUUGUCCACGAACAAACAAGAUAGCAACUCUUUAAUUGGUGUAGUCUCUGAGCUCAUCACACAUACUGCUUACACUUUCUCUUGUUGUAUUUCUCUAUUUUUCUCUUUCUACCUUUCCUCCAGUUAUACCACUACCACAGUGUAUAGAUUUUUGUCCUCAGGGAGCUCAAGGCAGGCUGUUGCCAGGUUUACUCUCAGGCUGUUCAGCCAUGUCUGUGCCAGUUUAGUCGCGUGCUGUUAUUGAACUAGGAUGGAUUAAUUGAAGGCUCCCUGCUCUAGGGAAAAUAGAGGGCAUCUCUGACCUAGAAUGAGUUUCAUGUGUGAGAGGAUCAUAAUAGGACAAAAGUGAGUGUGGGUGAUGCUGGUCCAACAUAUUGUUGUCCAGAGAUCAGUAAAGCUCCAUAAAAUACUUGAAAUAUAUACAUGUAAGAUAAACACAUGUUUGAAAAGCUUUUUUAAGAUUUUUCAAUGUGGAACAAUACCAUAGAAGAACUAAUUUUUGAAAAAAAAAAAAAAACAGUUAAAGUACAGACAAUGGUGAAAAUACUCUUUUACAAUAUGUAAAGACAUUUUACUGAUUAUUUUUUCUUAUUGCAAUAUUUCGAUUCCCAGAAAAAGUGCAGUUGUAUUCUUAAAAAAAACUGCUAAAAAAAAUUUAUACUCUCUUAUACACUGUACAGUGAAAAUUUUGUAUGCUGACGAUAUCCACAAUAUGCCCAGAAAUGUAUAUUGUGUAUCAGGAUAACAAGAUGUGGUGCAACUCUGGCAUUAACUCUGAAACAUUAACAAUAAAUGUUUCAGAUGCAGCAUAUGAGAGUAGAAUUUGUAGAGUUGUAGACUUUUUUGUUGCUCUGGGAAUGAGCCUGAGAGAUCAAACUGUCCUAAAAGACCCCAACUUAAGUCUUUGAUUUCACACCCCUCCUCAGUUCGUCACUGAACUAUUUCAUAUUCUCCACACGUUUCCUCACAGUUCGCUGCAAGAGUGCUCCAAGCAGAAUGAUCUUGCUGUGCUUUGAUCGAGGAGGAUUGCUUUGCUCUCCUCGCUGUUUGCCACCUCUCUCCGGAGUAGAAUUUGGGGCAGACUGAUGAUCGGCUCUGUGAAAGGAGGAAUCAUGAUGUCUUCACAACCAUCUGGCACAUAAGUGGGUCACGCUAUGAAAAAAACUGCCUAUUUCUGUGAAUGGGGAAAUGGAAGGGGGAAAGCACUCUUGCAUAAAUGUGAUGUUUGAGUGGCACUCCAGCACUGAAUGUUCUUGUUUUCUUCCUGGUACUUAAAGAGAGUCUAACAGACACAGACACUGGAUGCUACAGGAGCCCAGAUAAGCACUCUGUAAAAUUCAGAUUUGAAAUUUUCUUAUUGAAAACUUUUUGGAGAGUCUGCUCUUGAUUUUUUUAUGAUGGAGUAGUUAAUGUGCUAAUUUUUCUUCAUAAACAUCUAAUGACAACUAAUAAUUAAUGUCUUGUGCCUGCAUAUUUAAUGUAGGUAGGUUAGCACGUUGGUCCUCCACUGCUCUUUGGUUUCCAUAUGCACUGUUGGUUUGCUGGUUUUGUGUGCAUAUCCAACAAGCUAUUUCUGCUUUCUGAGCCAAUAUUCAAUUUGGCUUUAGAGCUGAAUGUUUUAAACACAAAUCAUUAUCCUUUAUGCAUGGCUGAUCACUCUUCUAGCACCAGGGCAGAUACAGCCAGGCUGAGCAUUGCUUUCAUAGAUGCACACAGCAUGACCUACUUUUCAAAAUUACACAAGAUCGGCAGCUUAAGACCACCCUAUACUUAGUGUGUGCGCGCCUGGAUGUAUGUAAUGUAGCUCCUGAGUCCUUAGGGCACCUAUCUAAACCCCUCUGCUCUAUUUACCUAGAAUAUGGGGCAACCCUGCGUUUCAUUAAUGCUAGUGACACCUUUUUAAAUCCUUGCACACAUUUUAAGACCUCCCACGCACAUGAUCUGUUUAUAAUGUCAGGAUUUGUCUCAGUUUGUCAAACGCCCCCCACUCGCAGCCAUGCCCCGUCACGAAGAAGGUUAGACAGCUCAUUAGAAUAGGUGUUGCCUGACUUAUUUAUUUGUGAUUUAUUGAUGGCUAAGGAGAGGGUUGUUCAAUCAGACAGGUCCUUUUUGACUGCUCACAGUCAGAUGUUGUGACUUCCUGUAUCAUGAGCCAGCCAUUCAGUAUUUUUCUUACACAUUUUCUCACCAUCAUGCCCAUCCCAUUUUUGUAGACCACACUGCCUGUUGAGUUGCAUGCUCUUAAUCUCACAUCAGUGUUCAUCUUGGUGUGUUGAUGUGUGUGUGUGUGUAUGUUUGCUUGUCAUUCAUGUCAUAGUACUUGAGUUUGUUGUCAUUUGUUCAUUUUUAUUUAAAGCAUGAAUGUUUUUUUUUAAUACAUGUGAACAAUUGUCAUCCAUCUGCAUAAGCUGUAAUGUGUAAAUAGUUUUGCAUGUAUGUAUUUAUGGUUUUAUGAGCCAUGUACCAUCAUGAGCAUCAUCACAGUGCAUGAAAUGUAAUUACAGAUCUCUCUUUUUUCUUUGUCUCAAUUUGCUUAUUUAUUUCUGUGCAUCUUGCCUUCACUCAUGUUUGACUUUAAGGGCGUAUUUAGACCUGUACUUUCUUGUGUCCGGUUGAAAAAGGCCAGGCUCUGUUUUUUCUUUGGUGCGAUUUGUUUGGGCAGGUGUGAACAAAGUAAUUGACCAAAACAAUUGCAUUAAGACCCUCGGUCUGUCUCAAACAAAUUCUUCUACGGUUUAUUUGUAGUGAAAAUGUGAGCUGACCUUGAGCUAAUACAACUAUCAGCUGUGCUCCACAAGUUUCAGCUAAACGACUCCCUUAGCUAGGUUUAACUGUAUAUUGCCCAGAUAAUUACCACAUCUAUAAAUAAAUGCCAUCUCUGGGUUGCUUCACGUUAAACUGCACAGAAAUAUAAACUAUUCCACAACACAGGACCUUCUUCCUGUAUUUACUUGCAUACUCCUUCCCCCCCAAAACAAGUUUCAACAGUAAGUAAGAGAGAAUGUUUUGUGAGCGUGGAUUUUUUCCCUGUAUAAAAACAACACAGACCAAAGGGAAAACGCUCCAAGUUAACUUGGACUAGAGCAAACAAAUAUAGGUGUGAAAAUGCCCUUAGAAUUUCAUUUUUGUGUUUAUUCCUCCUGUUCAUUAUUGGAGACAUUUGGAUCUGCUGUUUCACCUCAUCUUGCAUUCAUGCUCUCUCUGGUUUUAGAAUCUCUAUCUUGAUUUUAGUCCUGGCAUUCUGUUCCCAACCUAAAGUAAUUUAUUUGUAUUUUGAGUUUGUUUUAUGAAUAUGCAUAAUAAAUUUGGAAUGUUUAUUUCAACAUGACUAUAUUAAACAUAAUGUAUGUAUACUAUUAUAUGCAUUUCCAUGUCUUCAUAUUGCACAUACGAUUUGUUUUGGGUGUUUCUAAGUUGGACUUUUCCUCAUUUCUACUUAGUAAGAGUUGUAAUGUGGGUCACUGUCGCACUCAGGCUGCUUGUGCUGCUAUUCACGUUCUUCUCCAAGAGUGCAUGGGGAAACUGCUUAUUAGAAUGUUAUUGUAGCCGGCUCAGGUUUUGUGGCUUAUCCUAAACAGAUUACUGCCACACUACCAAUAGUCACGAUAUUGGAUCACAGAGCUAGAAUUAUGUAGACAGAUCAUGGAGACUUUGUGAUGCCAGAUGCCUUAUUUAUUCAGAUAAUCUUGUAGACGUUCAUUUCGUUUCUAUCCACCAUUUGAGCUCCCGAAACAACUAUGGGAUUAUUAAGAUCAUGCGCAGGGUUGAAGAUGUGUUAACUCUAAAGAAAAGCCUAAGUCUCCUGCUGUAAUUUUAAUGAGGUAUGCUGCAAGCAGUAGUAGAUGGACUGUAGAAAAAAAAAAAGAUUCUCUCCCUGGUUUAAAAUAAAUAAUCUCUUAAGAGGUUUUGCUACUAGUAUCCUUAAAUGUCCUCAGAGCAAGAGAGUGAAAGAGAGAGAGAGUUAAAGAAACAGAGGUAGAUUUUAAUGUCCUUCAUUCAGUCAAUAUAGGAACUCCCCUUUGCUCUCAUGAAGUGUUUUGCGAGGCACAGCUUGAAAUGCUGCAUUUUUGUUAUUUCAGCUUCAAUAUGAGUGAUAUUGUUAACUCGAAUGUAAGCAAACAAACGUAAUAUGCUAAAAAUGCAUCAAUGGCUUCUUUCAUAAUACUCAGAUCCAUCCGACUCACCAUUGGUUUACGGAAGGACAGGAAAUGAUCGUAUUUGGACAGUGGUGAUGUGGCCUCGCUUUCGAGCAGGAAAGAGGAAAUUGCUUUGUAUGGUCUGCCGUAUGCUGCACCCCGUCUCGCACAGGAAAAAUAUUACUAGCUCCGCCGCUCACUCUGGAAGGCUGGCAGUUUCCAUGGCAACAGAGUUGUGUUGCCAUCACUACGGCCUGGAAUGUGAAUGAAAUGGAAGUGAAUUUGAUAUUAAGCAACUGACAUGCAUUCGCACACGUACACUCAUAGUCAUUCCAGUCUGUGGAGGAUUUUAUGCCUGGCAUGUCCUAUGCAAAUGCAGCCACACCCAAAGAAACAGCAAUCACAUCCUCACUGGUGCUGAAAUCACUGCCUUGACUCGCCCCACGCCGCAGUCAGAUUCACGUGUCUUACCCAGUCCUGCACAUGUGUGCUCCUCCGUCAAGGCCCAACCAGGUCAGUCCUGUAAGCGCAUACUGUCCAAUACCAGCCCUUUAGCUCUCCCAGUAGCAAAACAUCUCCAGUUCAAGUUAAUCAUAGCUUGAUCUGAGUCUAAGGGUCCUGCUGCCUCCAGCAGAUGGGCCAGAGGAAGAAAAAUGUAUUUGCAACUCGGUUCAGUAGGUACUGAAAAUAGAAAUCUGUAAAUGUUUGCAUAUUUAAGAAAUAAUUUAAGUGUUGAUUAUUUUUAGUGCAUGCAUAUAAACUUUAAACAUAAGCUAUUAAACAAAAAAUAAACAAAAAAAAAAA
Molecule: messenger RNA, 6484 nt
Organism: Astyanax mexicanus (Mexican tetra)
Lineage: Eukaryota; Metazoa; Chordata; Actinopteri; Characiformes; Acestrorhamphidae
Gene: dclk1a
Product: doublecortin-like kinase 1a
Exons: 7
Coding region: 143-1183 (346 amino acids)
Biological process (GO): photoreceptor cell development; retina development in camera-type eye; protein phosphorylation
Cellular component (GO): axoneme
Molecular function (GO): ATP binding; protein kinase activity
Source: RefSeq, a predicted model, not a curated record